Messenger RNA from Hyphopichia burtonii NRRL Y-1933, 840 nucleotides. It is a transcript of the gene COQ3, whose product is annotated as hexaprenyldihydroxybenzoate methyltransferase. The record is from RefSeq and is a predicted model, not a curated record. Lineage: Eukaryota; Fungi; Ascomycota; Pichiomycetes; Serinales; Debaryomycetaceae. The transcript has a single exon. Gene Ontology annotation, biological process: ubiquinone biosynthetic process. The coding region runs from base 1 to 840 and encodes 279 amino acids. Gene Ontology annotation, molecular function: 2-methoxy-6-polyprenyl-1,4-benzoquinol methyltransferase activity.
AUGUCUCAUUUCAAUGCUUUAGCGUCGACCUGGUGGGAUGUAAAUGGGCCACAAAGAAUACUACAUAAAAUGAACUUGUUGAGAAUGGAUUUUAUUUACGAAACUAUUCGUAAUAAUUUGAAAUUGAAUGACGAAAAUACCCCAAUGGAAGAAGAAAUAUAUGUACCACCAUAUAAUGUUGAUUUACUACCAAAACCAAUAAAGAAUCGUAUUCUUACCGAUCAAGAAUUGAAGCGGGACGAAAUAUUGGAAAGUUCUAAGUUGAGAGCAUUGGAUGUUGGAUGUGGUGGGGGUAUUUUAUCCGAGUCAAUGGCACGCUUAAGAUGGAUUGAAUCAGUACAAGGAAUUGAUUUAAGUAACGAGGUUAUUGAAGCAGCUAAAGUCCAUAAGGCCAAAGAUCCUAUCUUGGAUAAGAAGCUUUCGUAUGAUUUGAAAGCAAUUGAGGAUAUACCAAAAGAUGAAAAAUUUGAUAUCAUUACUUGUUUUGAGAUGCUUGAGCAUGUAACUUAUCCAUCGAGAGUUUUAACAGAAGUUAUGGAUAGACUCGAAGUAGGAGGAUGGAUUUUCAUUUCAACUAUAAAUAGGGAUUUUGUUAGUUGGUUUACUACUAUAUUUAUGGGAGAACAUGUAUUGAGAAUAGUUCCUGUAGGAACCCAUACAUUAGAAAAAUAUAUUGACCAAAGAGAAAUAAAGAAUUGGGUUGAAGAAGACCCAGAACGAGCCAAUUCUUUUAAAGUGGUUGAUAGCAGAGGAUGUUUUUAUUUACCAACUUGUGGAUGGAAGUUUACAUCUAAUCCAGAUGUUGGUAAUUAUUUCAUGGCGAUUCAAAGAGUUAAAUAA